CCAUUUUCAGAUUGGCAGAUAACCGAGUAGAGCAAUGGUCGGAAGUCGGAUCCGUUUUCUGCUCGGUUGGAAAUUCAAUCCGUCCACUUAGGUCCCUCUCUGCGUGUGUGGCAGGGUCAGUACUGCUGCUUCAAAGUACAGAAAACGCCGUUAGGCGAGAGAGAGAGAGAGAGAGGGUGAGAGAGAGCGCAACCUGCAAAAAGACGUCCAUGGUUUAGGGCUUUGUAGUUCGUAAGGCGUAAUCGAAGUGACUAAUACGCCAUGGCCAUCAAGUUUCUUUAUCUUCUUUUGCUCUUCAACUUUCAUCUUCGCCUCUCUGUCUCCGGACAGUUGAACUCUAUGGAGUCAGUUCCUGAUCUUCAAAAGUCAAUGUACAAGUUCAUUGAUGGAUAUCCUUGUGUACGACUACUCAAUCUUUCUGGGGUUAUUGGUUGUUCAAAUCCUGGACGGGAAAUGGUUGUGGCUCCGAUUGUAAGGUACAAAAAUACUAUGGCGCUGUCUCAGUCAUCUGCAGUUUUGGUGUCAUCGGAUGAAAUUCAAAGUUUCUUCACCAGAAUAUGGUAUGAUUCAAGCUUUGCUCGUAAUAUUGCUGGUGUCAUCGUGGAAUCGGAAAAUGAAUUUCAAAAUAAGUCAAAAGGAUUCUCUCCUGCUGGAAAGUUUCCACUGGCUGAAUUUGCUCCUUACCAAAAUACCAGCUAUGAGUGGAACCCAAUUGGAUCUGGUAUAAUGUGGAAUGCUUAUGAUUUUCCUGUAUUCUUACUCUCUGAGAGUAGUACUUUGACCCUGCAGGAGGCAGCUAUCAAGAACGAGAAGAACAAGAAAGCUUAUAUUUCUGAUGUGGCUGAGUUUAAUCUAGUGAUGCAGACAACGAAAGCUGGAACUCAUGAUUCAGAAACUUGUCUAAAAGAGGAGACUUGUCUUCCAUUAGGUGGAUACAGUGUUUGGUCAUCCCUUCCUCCAAUUAAUGUUUCUUCCUCUGAUCAAUCCAAGCCUAUAAUACUGACCAUGGCAUCAAUGGAUUCUGCUUCAUUUUUCCGUGACAAAAGCCUUGGUGCAGACUCCCCUUUAUCUGGACUGAUCUCACUGCUGGCAGCAAUUGAUGCACUUUCACAUGUUGAUGGUCUGGAUGACCUAACUAAACAGCUUGUUUUUAUAUUUUUCACUGGAGAGUCCUGGGGUUACCUUGGUAGCAGGAGAUUUCUAUACGAACUUGAUCUGCAGUCUGAUGCUGUUAGUGGCCUAAAUAACUCAUUAAUUGAGAUGGCCAUAGAAAUUGGAUCUGUUGGGAAAGGCUUCAAUCAAGGGUUUAAAAGGUUUUAUACUCAUACUGCAGAGGUUUCAUCUGCCACAAAUGAGACAUUGAAGGCCCUAAAGCAUGCUCAGGAUUCAAUGAAAUCUGAACACAUAAUCGUCUCACCAGCAAAUGCAUCAAAUCCUGGGAUACCUCCUUCGUCGUUGAUGGCAUUCCUGAGAAAGAAUUCUCUCACUUCCGGGCUUGUAUUGGAAGAUUUUGAUAGUGUUUUCAGCAACAAGUUCUACCAUAGCCACCUUGAUAAUAUAUCAAAUAUAAACUCUUCAGCUAUAGUGGCAGCUGCUUCCCUUGUUGCUCGCACCCUUUACAUACUUGCUAGUGACAAUAAAAAUGUAAGCGGUUCAGCUCUAACUGCUAUCAGUGUGAAUGUCUCACUAGUUGAAGAACUUAUGGGUUGUCUAUUGGACUGCGAUCCGGGUCUUUCUUGUGAGCUGGUGAAGGACUAUAUAUCACCCACCUCUACCUGCCCAAGCCAUUAUGCUGGUGUAAUCCUUGAUGAACCUUCCUCCUCGCCGUAUCCUCAAUAUGUAGAUGAUAUGUCCAGAUUCUUGUGGAAUUUUCUGGCUGACAGAACAUCUAUUCCCAGUGAGAAUGCUAGCUCUUCUUGUUCACAAGGUUGCCACAACAAAGGUGCAGUUUGCAUUAGGGAAGAAACAGAUGGCAAGGAAGUCUGUGUUAUCUCCACAACCAGGUACGUUCCAGCAUAUUCAACUCGGUUAAAGUUUGAAUCUGGUACUUGGACUGUGUUGCCCCCGAAUUCCUCUGACCCAAUGGGGAUGUUGGACCCUGUUUGGACUGAGAGCAAUUGGAAUGCGAUCGGGUUGCGUGUGUACACAGUCCAGGAUGCUGCUUAUGACCAUAUUGUUUUGGUUGCCGGAAUAUCUGUCACGGUCUUGGCGUAUCUUGCCAUAGUGACUACGAGAGCAGUCCUAACGAAGGCCUUAAAGCGAGAUUAAUGCGGUUUAAAUUGGGUAACUCUUUGGAACAUUCAUGAGUAAAGUGUUGAAAAUAUGAUGGUAAAGUACAGGAUUUGAUCCAUUGAUUGGUUCGUUAUAGAUUUUAGAUACUUGCAGUAUUUAAAUGGCAUUCUUUUUACCUUAGGAAUAGUGAAUGGAGUUGAUUAAGA
Juglans microcarpa x Juglans regia is the source of this 2438-nucleotide messenger RNA. RefSeq names its product nicastrin. Lineage: Eukaryota; Viridiplantae; Streptophyta; Magnoliopsida; Fagales; Juglandaceae. Gene Ontology annotation, cellular component: membrane. The transcript is spliced from 16 exons. Gene Ontology annotation, biological process: protein processing. The record is from RefSeq and is a predicted model, not a curated record. Bases 262 to 2268 code for a protein of 668 amino acids.